GCCCGUGCUAUUCGGGAACGGAUUGGCUAUUCUGACGACAUCAGGGAUGACGCAUAUCUUAACAAUGAAUACAAAGAUCUGAGCUACAGUACAGAGGAGUACUUUGAAAACAUCCUGCAGAACCUGGAGUAUGCACAGAAGAAACGCCUGCGGAAACUCAGAGUCAAAGUCAACAAAGAUGAGUGGGUAACUGGAGCUGCUGUUGUCAACGCCUUCUACUCAUCCAGCAAAAACCAAAUAGUUUUCCCUGCAGGAAUCCUCCAGCCACCUUUCUUCAGCAAAGGCCAGGCUAAAUCUCUCAACUAUGGUGGCAUCGGCAUGGUGAUUGGUCACGAGAUCACUCAUGGCUUUGAUGACAAUGGCCGUAAUUAUGAUAAGGAUGGUGACCUGAAGGACUGGUGGACACCUGACUCCACUCAGAAGUUCCUAGACCUGUCGAAGUGCAUUGUCAAUCAGUAUGGCAACUUCUCCUGGGACCUGGCCAAUGGACUUCAUUUAAAUGGUAACAACACCCUUGGGGAGAACAUCGCUGACAAUGGAGGGAUACGGCAGGCAUAUCAGGCCUAUAAGAACUACGUGAAGGAGCAUGGAGAGGAGCCAUCACUGCCUGGCAUUGGCCUUUCCCACGAUCAACUCUUCUUCUUAAACUUUGCUCAGGUGUGGUGUGGAACGCACCGACCAGAACAAGCUGUUAAUUCCAUUAAAGUAAAUGUACACAGUCCAGGGAAAUUCAGGGUACUGGGCUCCCUUCAGAAUUUCGCCGAAUUUGCCAAAGCUUUCAAAUGCAACAAGAACAGCUACAUGGUCCCGGACAACAUCUGCCGUGUGUGGUGAUCCCUUAACCUCUAGGAUGGGGACUGUUCUGACGUGGGUAGAUCCUGUCCCGCUGCAGUACCUCUCCCCUCUGACGGUGGGACUUGUGGGGGGCUACAGGGAAGUGAAAGUUACCCUUAGCUCUUUACUGGAUGAACCAGGGCUGGUGGACUGACACUGCAGUGCAGUAUGCACUUCCUCUGAGGAAAGCAGUGGACUGUACCUUCACGGACAGACAGAGAACAUGUCUCUCCGACUCUGAUACUGUAGUUCAUUCAAUCAGCCUGAUUAUUCUGCUCCUCACUGGAUACAAUCACUCAUUGUGUUUUUUGUUUGUUUUUUCAGUCUGGAUUUUCAUCUUCUUUUACUCAUUGUUUUGUGUGUGUGUGUGUGUG
Molecule: messenger RNA, 1208 nt
Organism: Notothenia coriiceps (black rockcod)
Lineage: Eukaryota; Metazoa; Chordata; Actinopteri; Perciformes; Nototheniidae
Product: neprilysin-like
Exons: 9
Biological process (GO): protein processing; amyloid-beta clearance
Cellular component (GO): plasma membrane
Molecular function (GO): metalloendopeptidase activity
Source: RefSeq, a predicted model, not a curated record